AUGCGCCAGGUGUACAGCAACUCCAAUUACGCGAAGCAAGGCUGCAGCAGCAGCAGCAGCAGCAGUAGCAGCAGCAGUAGCAGCAGCAAUAGCAGCUCAAUUUAUUUUGCAUGCGCCUGUAGGAACGCGUGGAGGCUGGGGGACCUCGAGAAGGAGAAUCUUGCUACAUGGUGCUCCGCACUCACCGACAAACGCGCUAAGGCUAGGAACGCAUCCAAUUCUCCUAUUGCAGCUUCUGUGCAGCAGCAGCAGCAACAAGGGAAGCAGCAACAGCAGCAACAUGAGCAGCAGCAGCGGCUGUUGCACUAUGUCAUUAGCAAGGCUCGCAACAACAGUGCAGAAGCAAUGCCUACUGCCCAGAAUUGGAUAGGGUCUUGA
Messenger RNA from Eimeria maxima, 378 nucleotides. RefSeq lists its product as hypothetical. The record is from RefSeq and is a predicted model, not a curated record. The transcript is spliced from 3 exons. The coding region runs from base 1 to 378 and encodes 125 amino acids. Lineage: Eukaryota; Apicomplexa; Conoidasida; Eucoccidiorida; Eimeriidae.